This is a messenger RNA of Diabrotica balteata, 3375 nucleotides long. Lineage: Eukaryota; Metazoa; Arthropoda; Insecta; Coleoptera; Chrysomelidae. The record is from the annotation of a GenBank genome assembly.
GCUUUAGGCUGUUUACUAUACAAAAUAUGUUUCUUUACAUUACCAUUUGGAGAAAGUACCUUAGCUAUACAGAGUGGAAACUUCAGCAUUCCAGAUAGUUCUCGAUAUUCAAAAGGACUACAUCAACUUAUAAGAUAUAUGUUAGAACCUGAUCCAGAGCAGAGGCCAGAUAUUUAUCAAGUUAGUUCUAUAGCAUUUCAAUUAUUAGGUAGAGAAAACCCUGUAAAGAAUUUAAUGAAAUCUUCAACGCCAAAUCUAGAUGAAAUACCAGUUCCACCAUUCGAAUCAGAGUUAAAGAAAACUCAGAUAAAAGUGCAAACUAGCAAGACAGUAGCACCUGUGAUAGAAGGAACCAGCGUAAUGCCGCGACAACGACCAAAAGGCAGUUCAGCCACUCCCUUGAACCUCAACAAUAUACCUUUAACUCUGUGUCCUAGUCCUACCUUAGCGAAAAAAAUCCCAGAGCCCUCUCCUAGUUCCAAUUCUAACAAUCAGAACUUUUCUCCUAACUUUUUCCCUACGCCUGAAAUGCCUCCUCCGCAUUUGGACUCAUUAUUUCAGUCUUCCAUAUAUCCUGAUCCCUUUCGAGAUGAUUCUGGAGCCUCACCCACUACUGCUGAUGCUAACAAUGGAAACAAAAUUGAAAGUAGGGACAAUUUUAUGAGUCAGGCACCUGCUAGUCUGCCAGUGAAUAUAGUAUCGCCAGUUUCUCCAGAAAACCCCUUGUUCGACACUGGAAAUGUCACUCAAGGAGUAUCCCUUCAGAUGAGAUCCGGUUUGACCGAAUCCAGCAACGUUAUCGGAGGAAACAGCACCCCUCCAGCUUCUCCAACCCUUGCAGUACCCAGAGGCCAUAGACGAAACAUGAGUGAUACUACAGCAUUUAAUAAAGCUUACGCAUCUGAAACAUCUCAAUUCCUAGCUCCUUUUGAAUCGUCGAUAAAACCCCGUAGUGUGACUUCGCCCACAGAAUCGUGCGAGGAUCCAAAUAGAACCUUGGCUCCAAUGGGCACUUCCGCAUCGACAAAAGACUUAAGUCGGGCUAUGGGUCCCGAUAGUCGGUCUCUAUCUGCUGAUGUGGCCGAUUGGAACCCCUUCGAAGAAGCACCUUUUAGCCAGUUGACUGAGGACCAUAUUUUCGGUGCGGAAUUUGACAAGAUUAGAAGAGGAAGCAGCAACAGUUUGCAAGGGAUGAAAUCGAAGGAAGGUUCGACGAUGUCCGUCUCCGAAGAUCCCUUCAGCAGCGCCCCUUUCAGUCUUCCGCUUCGCAGUCGAGAUAGAACAAAUAAAGGACCACAUUCCUCAGGAAAAACAGUGUCGAAGAAACCUGUGACAGAGACAUUACCUGAAGAAACAACGCUGUAUGAUUCAUCUCCAGAACAACAUGCGAUAGCGUCUGAAGGAGAAGCACUGAUUAAUACUGAACCUGAAUCUGACCAACCUAUAUCCCCACCGUUCGUUAAAGCACCAUUAGAAGAUCGUUCCAAAUAUGAGAAGUUAACUCAGGGGGUGUAUGAUGCAACUUCGUCGACCAGCAGUUCAGACGAAGAUGUUAAAUCAAAAAGAAAGAAGAAAAUAAACAUUCCAGAAAAGCUGCAUUCAGUCUACAAGACAGUAGAAAUACCGAUAAAGAAUCUGAGGUCCGAUAGAAAUAAGACAGAAAAGAAGAAAAAAAAGAAAGAGGAGAAAGUUGCCGGUAAUGAAAAAAGCGCCGAUAAGGGAUCUGAUCCUGAAUCGGAUGACGAUUCUAUUGGAUCUGCGAGCGAUCUACGAGAGGAAGAAGAUAGUCGUAGACCCGCUAAGGAUGAUGCUAUCAGUGAAACCAUCAGUGAAAGUAUCAAAACUUGCGGAUCGUCCGCUUACCACGCCGAAUGCGAGAGCAUGGCAACACAUGAAGAAGACUGUACUAGUAGAAUUAUAAGGACCAAACAACGACAAGAGACUAAAAAAGCAGCUGUCCAAUCUGAGGACAUGCUCUUCGUAGGGCACCAGUAUGGAGAGAAACCGUUGUUGAUGGAUGACGAAUUAGACUCGGACUGUGAAACCAAACAGUAUAAUAAUAAAUGGGCGUCGAAAGAUGUUCGAACGAAUAAGGCUGAUAUUUGGAUAGCUCCGUCUAGUAGCUUUGAAGAUAAUAAUGACGUUUUUGCUUUAGCUCCCUUUUCUAAAUCAAAGCCCAAGCAUGAUUUGGAAGAUAACCUUCAAACGGACCAAAAUUCCAUUGUACCGAAAACUUUUGAGGACGACUUUACAGAAAGUGGUGAAAAUCAAGUAGUUACUGCCAGUACACCGAACUCAAACCCUUUUUUAGAAGAUUUUAUCCCAGCAGAACCAUCCUUACCAACACCGAGCAUUGAAGUCACUAGUCAUAAACUAAACUACUUCGAUGAAGUCAACUUUCAACCCAACUUUGAAGCAUCUUUCCCGGACCUACCCAAAGAACACAGAGCCUCAUAUGAAAGUGUGGAGUUACGGGUCAAAAGAGAACCUAUUGACUUUUCCAACAGGGGCAGCGCAGAACUUCGUGCCAAAAGAGAACCCAUAGAAUUUUCCAACAGAGGUAGCAUAGAGCUUCGCUCCAAAAGGGAACCCAUGGAUUUUUCCAACAGAGGUAGCAUAGAGCUUCGCUCCAAAAGGGAACCCAUCGACUUUCCUAAUAGGGGCAGCAUAGAGCUUCGUUCUAAAAGGGAAGUCAUAGAUUUUCCCAAUAGGGGCAGUGUAGAGCUUCGUACCAAAAGGGAACCGAUGGACUUUUCUAACAGAAGCAGCGUUGAACUUCGUGUCAAAGGAGAUCCUAUCGAUAUCCCGAAUAGGGGAAGUUUUGAACUCAAACGUGACAGUUAUGACAGUCGGAGGGAAAGCUUUGAACCGAAACGAGAGAGCCUAAAACGGGAAAGUAUGGAACUGUCUAAAAAAGAACAUCUUUUCACAGAACUGCUUCUACCAAAUACUUACGUCAGUAAGAAUUUACCAUCUCCAAUGUCUUCUCGGAGCAGCUUAAAACUAGAAUUUAUAGACGAGAAUCAGACUCAGGAUGGUGGUCACAAAAACAAGAAAGAAAAAAAGAAGGAUAAAGAUCAGAAAACUAAGUAUUUCUUGAUCGAUGAUAACCUCUCUGACGACAGCAGUACAUUUGCAGGUAAACCGAAGAAGUCGGCUAAAGCCGACAAGACUUCGAAGAAAGCUAAUUCCAAGUCGAAAAAAUCUUCUAAAGACCGAAAUGACGGUGGUUUUAGUAAUAUGAGCUUUGAAGAUUUCCCUUCAGACGACAGAGAGAUAAUCGAGAGUUCCAUCAUGCCUUUCGAAGUACUGAGGAGUCCCGAGCAAGAACAGAAAAGCUUCGGAAUGAAACGAAUUGGCAAUCCAUUUUCCUGA